Molecule: messenger RNA, 1038 nt
Organism: Seminavis robusta
Lineage: Eukaryota; Bacillariophyta; Bacillariophyceae; Naviculales; Naviculaceae
Source: the annotation of a GenBank genome assembly
AUGAAGCGAACAAUCGAUAUGAUGAUCCGGCACCACCGAGAGAAGAACGUCUCAAGGCACAAACGAGAUUCUAGCCUCUCCAGCAUCAGCGGAGACUGGGCGAGUAUCACGGAGGAGCAGUCCACGGGCGAGCAAUCAGCAUCUGAUCAGAGCCGAAGAAUGAGUAUCGUGGCGGAAAUGGCCAUAUUAGCAUCUUCUUCUCCAGAAAUCAAAGCUUUGAGUCUCCGACGAGGGUCCAGUAUGCUUCCUUCUCCUAGUUCGUCCGUUGCAUCGAGCACUGUUGCGAACCUCUCGGCCACUUCCUUUGCAGAAGAAUACAAGUGCCAGGAGGAUAUGGAUAGUGAAACUACCAAGUCUGUCCUCGGGGAACAAUUGGCUGCUUUGGCGUUUGAAAACCUCCGCAUUGAACCCCCUCCAUGCCCAAGAAGGGAGGAGGUUAGCGACAUUGCCAAGAUUAUCAACGUGGACAACAACAAGGAGAACUCUCUACAUCAGGACACGAGAUGCCGUGUGCCCCCAGGAACGGAAAGCAGCACAAUUGGACCCGCACAAAGAUCAAGAAGGACAUCAGCAGGUUCCGCAACUAGGGUAUCUCAUCGAGACAGCUUUGGCAGUUGUGGCACCAGGCUAUCUCAUCGAGACAGCUUCGGCAGUUGUGGCAGCACGAGGCCACCAAAACAUCCAGCGCCCUCAAAUGCAUCAACGCCCAAGUCACCACAGCAUCGAAGGCCAAGUAUGCAUCGACGAGUAUCCUUUGAUUCGCUUCCUUCACCAUCUGAAAUUGGAGGGUCCAUUCCUGCCCUACUCUACAGCUCUGCGUCCGACCGCAGCAUCUUUUCAACGCCCUCGCCGCCUCCCUCCUCGGACAGACCAAGUCCACACUGUAAAUCGUCUUCGUCAGAAAGAAGUAAUCCUCGGGCUCACCACCGAAAGAGUGCAAGCAUGCUGGGUGUUCCUCGAAGUCUAAAGUUCAACUCGAUGGACAGACAAGUCAAGUUGGGAAAAGACGCCAGCUUGUCAAAGAUGUACAACUCAUGA